This is a messenger RNA of Pichia membranifaciens NRRL Y-2026, 1028 nucleotides long. RefSeq lists its product as hypothetical. The record is from RefSeq and is a predicted model, not a curated record. NCBI's taxonomy places the organism in Eukaryota, Fungi, Ascomycota, Pichiomycetes, Pichiales, Pichiaceae. The transcript has a single exon. The coding region runs from base 68 to 766 and encodes 232 amino acids.
CCUCUGUACCUUUGCAGUCGUCAUCAAACAACGCAAAAACACUCAAUUCUCAAACACACAACACACAAUGGUUCACUACAUCCUGUCCGAAAACGAUCCUAGGGCUGCUGGUCUUGAAGCUCCUUACAUCAAGUUGUACACUGCUGCAACUCCGAAUGGUUUCAAGGUCACGAUUUUGCUUGAGCUUCUCAAGCUAGACUACUACGUUCGUCCAAUUGACAUCAUGAGCGGAGAAUGUAAGCAAGAUUGGUACCUAAAGUUCAAUCCAAACGGAAGAAUUCCAUCAUUGACCUACGUUGAUGAAAAUGGAGAAGCUAUCCAUAUCAACGAAUCGGCUGCUAUCAUGAUGUUCUUGGCAGACAAAUUCGACAAAGAUUUUAAGUACUCUUUUCCUCACGGAAGCACCGAAUAUUACGAGAUGCUUGAAUGGGUGUUCUUCCAAAUGGCCGGGUUGGGCCCAAUGAAGGGGCAGUACCAUUGGUUCAGCUUCUAUGCUCCACAGAAGGACGAAUUUGCAAUCGAAAGAUACCACAAAGAAACUUUGAGAUUGCUUGGCGUUCUCGAAGAGAGAUUAGAAAGAACCAAGACUGGAUAUUUGGUUGGUGAUCAUUUGAGUCUUGCAGAUAUCGUAUCGUUUCCUUGGAUCCAUUUGAAGAGAUUACAAGAGCUCGAAAACUAUCCAAGAUUGUCUCAAUGGCUUGAUAAUAUCUCCAAAAUUCCAGGGGUUGAAGCUGCCUGCCAAAUUCCAAAGCCUAAAGCUUCAUGAUUUCCCAGACUGCGUAUUUUUGUUUAGCGUACGAAUGUUAUGUAUACGAGUUAUAAUAAUAGUAAAGGUGCUAUUUGUCAGCCGAGUGGGAUAUGACAUGUAUGAGAGAGAUUCGGGCUUGGCUUGUUUGCAGUGAACUUUCACGCAACCUUGUGUUUAACGCCAACAUCAGGAGCUUUAGAUGUAAGUGAAUCGUCUAUUACAUUUAUUUUGUCUAUUUAACUUUUUAUCUAUAACCUUGCGAUGUUUUUAAAGACCGUAU